AUGUUCCACAAGUCCACCUUUCUGAAGGGUGCGGGUGUUGCCGCAACGGCACUGUGUCCCGGUGGUGCCGGCAGCAUAGGACCGGCUGGUGGUGCUUGUUCCACCGGUACCAGCGGUGGUUCCAUGGGUGAGAAGCAACGGUUGCGCAAAAUGCAUCUACUGCUGCCACCGGUCAAGCAGCUGCUCACCAAGCGGCGGUGCUACCUGUGCAUUAAGAUUGCCGUACUGGUCGUUGUGUUUGGACUGUACUUUAUGCUGCUGCUUCGGGAAUCGAUGAGUGCCCUGACGGGUUCAUCCUCCUCCUCCUCCUCCUCCUCCUCAUCGGGAUCUUCCGCACCGUUCGCGUCCUCGUCGUCGAUGCCCUCGUUUGCGGCACUGGCAUCACGCGCUGGGCUUACGAAACAGGCUGGCGGCGGAAAGCUAGAUGGGCUGCACGGUCGGGGGGGCAAGCACGGUAGUAAUGCGGUCGGUGCCGAGGGGCGACUACCGCGACUACCGCUGAAGAUGAUGGCGGCCGUCGGCGGUAAACAGCGGCACCAGUUUCCACCGCAGCAGCAGCCAUCCGAUGGUAGCAACCAUUCCACGCUGAAUCCGGUGUACGAGUACUCGGACGAGAUGAAUGCCGCCGCCGAGACGGACUUUAACGAGCGGCGCAUGAUGCUGUGGAACGUUUGUGCCGACCAUCGCAUCGUCGGCAAGUAUCCACCGAAUGCGUGGGAAUUUUUCAUCUCACCCGGCCACGGUAUCGCGUGGUGCAACAUCUUCAAAGCGGCCAGCAGCACAUGGAUGUACUAUUUCAACAUACUCGGUGGAUACAGUGUGCAGUACCUGCAGCGCACGAAGGCAUCACCGAUCGAUCUCGCACGGAAACGUUUUCCACGGCCCACCGCUAACGAGCUGAACGAUUACAUCUCCAACACGAUAUCGUUCCUUAUCGUCCGGGAGCCCUUCGAGCGGUUGCUCUCGGCCUAUCGCAACAAACUCGAGGGAUGUCGCAACAAAUACUACAAGCUGCUCGGUGAACAGAUCGUCAAAAAGUUCCGCAAAGCGCACCCACUGAAAGGAGCGAAAACACCCCACGGGCCAACGUUUCGUGAGUUUCUGCAAUUUCUCGUCAGCCAUUACCGUUCCGGUGGACGGUUCGAUGAGCACUGGAGCCCAGUAUACUCGUUCUGUACGCCCUGCAGCAUCAACUUUACGCUUAUCGCCAAAAUGGAAACGUUCCAGCGGGACAGCGAGUACAUUAUACGGCAGGCCGGGCUGGAAACGCUGCUGCUGAACAAGAUGCCCCGGUACAAGGCACGCUGGAUAACGAACCGAUCGGCAAGCGAUACGCGGAAUCUUAUACCGAGAUAUUUCGCACAAAUUGACGAGAAGCUGCUCACGGAUGUGUUGGAGAUUUACCAGCUGGACUUCGAGCUGUUUGGGUACAACAGCACCAAGUACUACAGCUACGUCCAAUCGCCCGACUAUGGAUAGCCAACGAUCGGCACGUGAAGGCGCGGCUAUUACUUAAAAGACUAAGCAAAACCAACAAAACAAGCUGGCAGUGAACAAUACCACCACGUGUAGAGAUCGAAUCCCGUCGAAAAGCGACCGGAAAUAGGGUGUGUUGGUGUAAGAGUGUCGAUAGAAAUGAAAGUCGCGUAGAAAAUUGUGUUACGAAUCAACCGAGAUGAAUGUUUUCCUUAUACAACCAACAAGUAUACACCGAUAUAUAUAUAUAUUAUAUAUACACCACAAACAACACAAUUCUUCAUUUAUUGUGGGUAGAAAAGAUAAUGUACCAGAUCGAAACAGAACGCACGUGUAAGAGUGUAUCCUCUUGGAAUAUCUUGGAGUAGUUCUAUUUUCGUAUACCGAUACAAACACAUGCUGACCGUGAUAAUGUAGUUCGUCGUACAUUUUGCGUUCGAUUCACCGCUAGAAAAUUAAUACUACCUAAGAAACGUGUGAUUUGUGCUAACUGGACCUGAUUUGACCUGCGUUUUGUUUCGGUUUUAGGUGAUUAGGUUAGGAACUGUUCAGUACGCACGACACUAGCUUUGUAACGUGAGAGAGCUUACGGAUUUCCGAUGAUGGAAACAUUUUACCACCGGACAAAACGCAAAACACCUGACCGAUAACGACACACCCAAACGCGAGGUGGUAGUGUGUAGGCAAGUAGUAGCAAUAGCAGCGACGAUUCGAUGCAACUUCUCAAUGCUUGUUCUGCAAUCAUGUUUUCUCCAACUCCACGAUCUAUUGCGUUCGUUCUUAACAAACGGUUCAUUUAAUCGCAGACAAAAGGGUGACAACAACAAAAUGUGCCCCAGAACAGAACCCACUGUAGUUGGAAACGGAAAGCCCCCCGCCCGUUCGAGGAUUAAAAGUGCCAAACGCGAAUGUUAAGAAAACGAUGGAAAGCCUGCGAUGAGGACGAUCGUGCAGAGGUGAUACGAGUUGCAAUACGAAUGACACAACGGUGGUAGAAAGCGUAGAGCCGCGCAACACAGCAAAACUCCCUUUUAGCGCACAAACGUUUGAGAUGAUACAGUUGGACAGAUAUAUAAGGAUAUGCUGUGAAAGUAGUGAAUAACACAUACAGAACUAAUCUUUCCAUCCCCGUCACGUGGCGAGAUGAACGAACUGGUAGUGAACAAUGUAGACGGAGAGGAUAGGAAGGGCUCUGAUAAAGAAGCGUAAUGUUUUGUUUUUGAAUAUCCCUUUAAAAAACGGAGAACUUCUUUUCUCCCUCCCCGCGAGAAGAGGGAAUUGAUCCGGUCAUGAGUACGCGUCUAGAAUAGUGACGAAAUAUUUACACCCAACAACUCAAAUGUAAUUGCACCGAAAGUAGGAACACUUCGCAACUUCGUGCGAUAGUCGUUUGAUGUUGCACCCUCCCCCCCCCAAUAGUGCGUCAUUAAAAAUUGUAACGAAAAACCUUUCACGUGGGCGACAAAAUGAGCCAUGAAAACAAAAAAAGCAUAAGGAAGAGACUAAUAAUGGCCGUGGAGGAAAGGCAAAUGUAGCGAGACGAGAAAACAAAACUAGCGCGAGUGGAUGAUUUUGAUAAACAUAUUUAAAUAACGUUCGGAAACCGAAAAACAAAACGAAAAAGAACAAAUCAAAAUUCUAAAUUUUGAACCAAUAUGUACUUGAUUUACGUGUUUCUUUGCCACCAAGAAGAACGAAAAAAAAAACGUUUAAAGGGACAAGAACUCGAAUACUUAUCGUGUAACGGUGUAGCUAGAGGCACAAGAAAAGGGAGAAGAAUUUGAUAGGGAAAGCCAAAAAACAAAACCAUAUUUCCGGAUUGUAAAGGAAACGCAACGGAGCGAAGGUGAGUUUGCGAAGGGGAAAUAUAACAAAACCAACCUUGAUGCUAGUGACUAUAUAAAAACACUACACGUUAUACACACAUAAAAAAUAUUAUAACAAAAGGAAAAAAAAACAACAUUUACAACCCUCUAUCUUAAUCUGUAAAUCAAUUUAACACUGUUUCACAACAACCAAACCGAACGGAAUAGCAUGAAAUAAACGAUUAUUAGUACACGAUGUAACGAUGUUUGACAUACAAGACAAAACAAAUAUAAGGAGAGAAAAACAAAUACAAAUGGAACGAGAACAACAUUGAGUAAGAGAAACCCACUGUCAAACGGCAAUAGAAUGAGAUAACACAUAAGGAAAAGCAUUCAAUGAUAAUAUAUAAAUCUCCAUUGCGUGUGAACAAGAGAGAAUAAAAGAGAUGCACCAUACAGCUUACAACAACAGUAAGGUAAAACGAAAACAAACUUCUAUCCACACAAUUGAAAACAAACAACAACCACAAAGAAAAACGGUUCAUACAUAGAUAUAAAAUACCAAAAUAUAUGAUCCAUUGUCGUUGUCAACCAUGUACCUUUGAUAUUUCAAACAAUAUCCCAACAUUCAAAAACGAAGAAUAACGAACAAAUUUAAAUACAAAACAUGUACGAAUAAAUUGAAUCUGAAUAAUCCCACUACUAGACGACAGGUUAACAAUGGGAAGGUAUAAGACAAAAAAACUAUUCUACAGUUCAGUAACACAUCAGUAACACACUUUAGAUGAAAACAAUUCCACAACAAAAAAAUAUCUGCAUCGAUAAAUAAAUACCAAGGAUCGCUCGCUAACCACUUCACGCAAACAAAUAGAACAACCACAACAACCGCAAAACAGCAAAUACCCACGAGGUUCGUGCGAGGGCAACAGCCAGCUACAAGUGGUAGGUUAGCGCAACAAGGCGAACGUUGCAAGAGUGUUGGAUGUCUACCGAUCGAGCGCAACAAACAGGUCGAUAGAAUAAUGCAUGAUACAAUUUGGAUAGACUGAUUCAAUAAAAGUA
Anopheles moucheti is the source of this 4343-nucleotide messenger RNA. RefSeq names its product carbohydrate sulfotransferase 13-like. Gene Ontology annotation, molecular function: sulfotransferase activity. The coding region runs from base 1 to 1479 and encodes 492 amino acids. The record is from RefSeq and is a predicted model, not a curated record. Gene Ontology annotation, biological process: carbohydrate biosynthetic process. The transcript is spliced from 5 exons. Gene Ontology annotation, cellular component: membrane. Lineage: Eukaryota; Metazoa; Arthropoda; Insecta; Diptera; Culicidae.